AAUAAAUAAGCUUAAAUACGUUGAUGUUUGGUUUGUUGGGAUAGGACAAUAGUUUCAAAAAUCUAAUCCAAAAAGCACCUGAUAAAGUUCUUAGUGAUGCAUAUUACUAAUCAAAAAUUACAUUUACAUCUUCAUCUUUACUUAAUAUCCUAUUGAUUUUUGGUAAUUUUGGUAAUGGUUCAUUUUGACCCAUGAAAUGUAUUGUUGUCUAUUGUUACAUUUAUAGCUAUACUCCAGACUCACAAAUAUGAAUAAGACCUAAAACUGAUCAGAGAAAAUCAGAAUCCAUGUGGUUUUUGUGGGUCCAUAAAACAAUCUUUUGUCUGCUGGGUUUUUCAGUAGAGUCACAGAGCGUAAAGAAAACACUCAUCUUUCUGAUCUCUGUAAGUGUCAUGUUGAUGAUUUAGUUGUAAGUAUAAAAUCCUGUGUGUUCUAGUGCUAGUUAACCCUAUCUUUAUUGGGUUUUACAGACAUUCUUUACUGCAGUGAGAACUAUCUGUUGCUAAAAUAGAGUUCUGUGACCCUUUAAGAGUCUACAUCAAAAUAAUGCUUAAAAAAAACAAAUGAUUGACAAUAAAACAUUAUUUCUUAUACGCACUUUCCAUCUAGAGUAGUCAAUGUUUUAUGUCAAAUAUAAAAAAGUUAAUCAAAGUUGUCCUAAAACAAGAACACAUUUUGGUUUUAAUGUAUUUCGUAAUUUACUUUCUAAUGUCCUGUUAUUUUCUCCAUAUUUACAUGAUUGUUUCUCUUUUAUCUUGGAAUUAUGAUCUCAGUCUCGUGUAAUUCAUAUAGAUAUAGAAUUUUGUUGGCCCUGACUGAUAAAUCCUGCAUAAUAACACCAAAAACCUGUAAUAAAUACUAGUCUAGAAGUGGACUUUAAUAAUGCCAAACACAUGUGAGGAAGCUGAUAUCACAUCUGCUUAGAAACUCCAGAUUUCUUUCAUCCAUUUAGUAAACUCCCCAACUGACCUGUGGUUUCUGGAAAAAAAAAUCCUGUGCUUGCUGUUCUGAAAUCCUCUUAAAGCAGCAGCCUCCUUCUGAUGCCAUUUUAAUGCUGAACCAGUAACGUAUAUGGAGCUUAACCGGAACAGAGCUUUUUCUCGACAGAAUUAAUCACACAAAGGCUUUAAAUAACCAAUGUAUUCACUCAACGAUUUAAUGAAGAUGAUGAACCGAAGACAUGCUGUGAUCCUUUCAGUAUUCAUCUGUCAAGUUCAUACCGUGCUGGCUCAGGACUGUCCCAGUAAACAAGACCUACAGAACUCCAUUCAUCAGGCUCACAAGCUGCUUUCGGCGCAGGAAGCUUCGUAUCUGCAGAGUCUUCGCACUUUGAGGAAGAAACUGAGUCUGCUUCAGGACAGCGUCGCUCGCCGGCCCGUGAAAGCCAAGAACUCUACUUGUCCUGACCUGGAUGUUCCUGUCAAUGGAAAAAAGCUGGGCAAGAUUCUGUUUCCUGGUCAUGAAGUUCACUUCCUGUGCGAUGUGGGCUUUGAGCUGCUGGGUUCAGAGACGCGGCAGUGUAAAGAUUCUCUGGUCUGGAGCGGCCAGCAGCCCGUCUGCAGAGAUGUGGAUGAGUGUCUUUCCUCACCGUGUGCUAACGGAGGGACAUGUGAAGACGAGGUCAAUGGGUUCAGCUGUGUCUGCUCCACGGGCUGGACCGGACCCACCUGCCAGUCUCCAACUCCAACAUUUUUCGUCACUGUAGCGAACUCAUCUCCCGUCGGCGCUGGAGCCGGGUCCUCGCUCAGCCGUCCGUCCAGGUGUAGUCAGGUCCAGGGAAUGACCCACUGCACCUGUGAGCCUGGGUUCAGCAUCUCCGGCCGCGACAGCAGCGUCUGCACAGACAUAGACGAGUGUAAACUGUUCCACAAGGGGCCGGCCGGUCGUCUGUGUUUGCACGAGUGUGUUAACACGGCUGGAGGAUACCGAUGCAGCUGUCCGGCUGGGUACAGCGUGACCCCUGACGGACGCAACUGCAAAGAUAUAGACGAGUGCAGCGGCAGACAGAACAACUGCACACGUGAGCAGAUCUGCAUCAACACCUACGGAGGCUUCCAGUGCGUCCGAGUCGAGUGUCCACCGAUACGCAACGCCACCUACGUCAAAACAUCCGCUGUGCGCUGCGAGAGGAACCCGUGUCCGGUGGACAGCAGGAGCUGCUCUCAGGCGCCGGACUCCGUGUCCUUUCACUACAUGUCUGUGGUGUCCAGGCUCUCCGCGCCGCGAGUCAUGUUCCGUCUGUCGGCCGUCAGAGUCUCGGGAGACACGCUGAGGUUCGCCUUACUGAGCGGCCGCGGCCGGCGUCCCUUCAGCGUGCAGCGCUCCGACCGACAGACGGGGGAACUGCUGCUGACCAGCCCCGUCCAGGGUCCGGCCACGCUGGACGCAGAGCUGGAGAUGACCGAGAUGGACAGGAGAGAACUGCUGGGCCGCUACAUCACCAAGAUCACCAUCUUCGUCUCACCUUACGAGUUUUAGAGUUCGGACAGACAGUUUGUGCUUGGUUCUGUCCUUAAAGCUAAAUGUGUGUAUGUAGAUGGACAUAUUUACCACAAUGAAUAUAGUUGUCAUACAACAUCAAGAAUAUAAUAUAGAGCAUAAUCAUCUGCUGUAGUCUGUUAUACCUAUAUCCUUGUUCUUUCUAAUGUACACAUUUUGUUUUGUCUUUUAUCAUGUCCAUGUGUCUAGGACUGUUGACAGAUUAAAAAAAAAUCUAAAUUUUAAUGAGUACCCAGGUCUUCUAUUAAAAUGUUUUCCAAAAUCUGAGUUUAACACAUUUCUGCCGAGUGGCUUAAACAUGAAAAAAACCAAAAGUCUGGCUUGUGAAACCAAGUCUACUAUUAAAUACAACACAAUUGAAGCUAGUGCAUAAAAAAUAAGGCUUAUGUGUGAAAAUAGACAACAAAUACACAAAGCCUAUGAAUCGAAAUGAGUCAAACCUUCAUUAUAUAUUUUAUGAAAAUGAAUCAAACAUUUGUACACUAUGAUGAUAUAAAUACAAAGACGAGCAGAAGGAUCAGAUUUACUGUAUAAUAGUCCUGUAAUAUUUAUCAGACAUUUAAGAAACAGCAGGUAGAAGCGAAGCGUAAAGUGCACACCUGAUCUCUCCAGCUCUGAACCACGACUAUCAGAUCUCAAACACAUCAAUAGAUUCUCUACACAGAAACCCUGUUACAACCAACGCCUGAGUCACACACACACACACACACACACACACACACACAGGACAACA
Messenger RNA from Puntigrus tetrazona (Sumatra barb), 3232 nucleotides. RefSeq names its product fibulin-7. The transcript is spliced from 8 exons. NCBI's taxonomy places the organism in Eukaryota, Metazoa, Chordata, Actinopteri, Cypriniformes, Cyprinidae. The record is from RefSeq and is a predicted model, not a curated record. Gene Ontology annotation, molecular function: calcium ion binding. Bases 1138 to 2478 code for a protein of 446 amino acids.